AACAUUUUGAUGCAAGAAGCAACCAAUGAGGCCCCAAUAGCCGCUGACCGACCAACUGAAAGCUCUUGUAAUUCACCAAGUGCAACUACUAUGAAAGCAUACGUUGGAGAACUCGAUUCCAACAUGGGCAAAUCGGAUUUGCUUCCAGCUCUAAACCAUCUCGGGAAAGUAUCAUCUUUUCGGAUUUCUCGAGAUGCCAUAACUGGAGCUAGUCUUGGAUAUGGCUUUGUUGAAUAUGAUCCAAGUCACUCAGUUCGGCCGUUACGAGAGAUAUCGAUAAACGGCAAAUUGGUGAGAGUGAUGUGGUCACUUCGCCAGACACAGAUAGUAGACGAAAAAGAAGCUGUAAUAUAUCUAGCGAACUUGGAUAAAUCCAUAGGAGAGAAGGCUUUGCGGGACACAUUUUCUGCAUUUGGAUCCGUCACUUCUUGUACACUACUGUCAGGUUGCAAAUCCAGUGGUACAGCAGCAAUAACGUUCGACACCCACGAAGCGGCUAAAAAGGCAGUAAAAAUAAUUAAUGAGUGCUUAUGGAAUGGAGAGCAAAUUGUUGCGAGUUUUGAGCGCAUCGAAGAGCACGAACUACCAGUGACACAGAUAGGAAAGGCUACCGUAAAUGAAAAUCUAAAUUCCCGGUCGGACCACCAUCAAGAGCAGACAAUCUUACCUCCAGAGGCUAGUAGCAAUGCCUCGUCGUGGCCAGAUAUGGCUACCAAUAGAUCGAAAGGAUCUAACAUUGUAAAUAAUGUAAGAAAAGAUGGAAUAUUGGAUACAUCACAGAAUCCAGAUCAUGAAUGCGACGGCCAGAAGCCCAAAGAGAGUUCUACAGCUGACAAGGACACUGGAGUCCACCAAACGGGUGAUACGUUUCACAGGGUAUCAAAUCACAAAACCGAUACUAGUGAAGGAAAGCGAGAACUGUACAUACGCAACAUCGAUGCGACAUUAGACGAACGUACAAUCAAAAAAGAAUUUGAGGUUUUCGUCAAAGUGGAGCAAGUUCGUAUAGUCAAGCAGAGAAAGCACGACUCACCCAAGACGUACGGAUUUGUCACUGUCAAAUCGCUACAAGAUGCUAACAAGCUAAUAUCGGAAAUGAGCGGGAAAUCCUUGAGGUCCAAGACCCUGCAUAUUUCUUUUGCGCACUCAAACUAUCAAACCGACCAAUCAAGAAACCAAUAGAUAUGUGAAAUGCAUCAAAACCUUUUAUUUAAAGCUGUAACAUUAUUGAAACAUUUUAGCUAUUUAACCAUUCAUUGUACAUUUGUUUGUUAAAACUUCUGCAGUUAUUUCGCCUUCAACUUCUGCCAUGAGUGACUGUACCGUGACUGCGUUCCCCAGAGCAGCUCAUUUUUUAUAAUUUCAGUUUUUUUUUGCUG
Umbelopsis ramanniana AG is the source of this 1379-nucleotide messenger RNA. RefSeq lists its product as uncharacterized. Lineage: Eukaryota; Fungi; Mucoromycota; Umbelopsidomycetes; Umbelopsidales; Umbelopsidaceae. The coding region runs from base 10 to 1182 and encodes 390 amino acids. The record is from RefSeq and is a predicted model, not a curated record. Gene Ontology annotation, molecular function: RNA binding. The transcript has 4 exons.